AUGUCAGUGCAAGAGUACCUAAAUAAGCACUCACUUUCCCGAAGACUCGAAGAUGCCGUCAAUGCCGCCGUUAGGGCCAAGACCGCCGAUCCCGUUCUCUUCAUCUCGCAUCACAUGAAAAAAGCAGUGCAAUCGGUGAUAACAAAAGUUAAGGCGAGGCAGAUCCUCGAUAGCAGAGGGGUUCCAACCGUUGAGGUCGACUUGCACACUAACAAAGGCGUGUUUCGCGCUUCGGUUCCCAGCGGCAACUCCACCGGCAUGUACGAAGCUGUAGAGCUACGGGACGGAGACAAAGGGGUGUAUCUCGGUAAUGGCGUGGCAAAAGCUGUUAAAAAUAUCAAUGACAAAAUAUCUGAGGCGUUGAUCGGUAUGGAUCCCACGCUUCAAUUGCAGGUUGAUCAGGCCAUGAUAGACCUCGACAAAACUGAGAAGAAGGGGGAACUUGGAGCUAAUGCUAUAUUAGCUGUGUCCAUUGCUGCUUGUAGAGCUGGUGCUGCUGAAAAGGAGAUUCCACUUUACAAGCACAUUGCUGACCUGUCUGGAAAAACCAGCCCAACACUUCCUGUGCCCGCUUUCACAGUCAUAAGUGGUGGCAAACAUGCUGGGAGUAAUCUGGCAAUUCAGGAAAUCAUGGUUCUCCCAAUUGGAGCAAGCAAAUUUGAGGAAGCACUGAGAAUGGGUACUGAGACCUAUCAUCACUUAAAGGCUGUCAUUACAGAAAAAUCUGGUGCACAUAACUGUAAUGUUGGUGAAGAUGGUGGCUAUGCUCCUAAUAUCUCCAGUUUUAGAGAAGCCCUGGAUCUUGUCAAGGAGGCGAUUAGCAGAACUGGUUAUAAUGAGAAAAUAAAGAUAGCUCUUGAUGUUGCUGCUACAAAUUUUUGCAUUGGUAAAAGAUAUGAUCUGGACUUUCAAUCUCCUCAAAAAUCUGGACAGAAUUUUAAGUCAGCAGAGGAUAUGAUAGAGUUGUACAAGGAACUAUGCUCGGAAUACCCUAUUGUGUCAAUAGAAGAUCCAUUUGACAAGGAAGAUUGGGAACAUAUCAAGAAUAUCUCAAGUCUUGGGAUUUGUCAGGUAGUUGGGGAUGAUCUCUUGAUGUCAAAUGCAAAACGCAUCGAGAAAGCAAUAAAUGAGUCUGCUUGUAAUGCUCUUCUACUUAAGGUCAACCAAGUUGGAACUGUUUCAGAGGUCAUUGAAGUGGUGAAGCAGGCAAAGGAAGCACAUUGGGGGGUGGUAACUUCUCAUAGAUGUGGUGAAACUGUAGACUCUUUCAUUGCUGAUUUAUCUGUUGGCCUUGCUUCUGGUGUGAUUAAAUCAGGAGCUCCUUGCAGAGGAGAGCGGCUAGAAAAGUACAACCAGUUACUUCGGAUUGAGGAGGAGCUCGGAGAUCAAGCAGUUUAUGCUGGUGAAGAUUGGAGGCAAUAA
Sphenostylis stenocarpa is the source of this 1422-nucleotide messenger RNA. NCBI's taxonomy places the organism in Eukaryota, Viridiplantae, Streptophyta, Magnoliopsida, Fabales, Fabaceae. The record is from the annotation of a GenBank genome assembly.